AUGGUUUUAGCGGAUCUUGGGCGUAAAAUUACGUCGGCUUUGCGUUCGCUCAGCAAUGCCACAGUCAUUAAUGAAGAGGUACUAAAUUCCAUGCUAAAAGAAAUAUGCGCUGCUUUGCUCGAAGCCGACGUCAACGUAAUGUUGGUCAAAAGGCUGCGCGAAAGCGUGAGAAAUGUCAUUGAUUUUGAUGAUAUGGCUGGUGGACUUAACAAACGACGUAUGAUACAAAGUGCUGUAUUCAAUGAGCUCAUCAAACUCAUUGACCCUGGAGUCAAAGCCUAUCAACCUGUCAAAGGCAAGCCUAAUGUUAUCAUGUUUGUUGGUCUUCAAGGCUCUGGCAAAACCACUACCUGUACUAAAUUAGCUUAUCACUAUCUUAAGAAAAAUUGGAAGUCAUGUUUAGUGUGUGCUGAUACAUUCCGUGCUGGUGCAUACGAUCAAAUUAAACAAAAUGCUACUAAAGCCAGAAUUCCAUUCUAUGGAAGUUACACAGAAGUUGAUCCAGUUGUUAUUGCUACAGAAGGUGUUGAUAUGUUUAAAAAAGAAGGCUAUGAAAUUAUUAUUGUUGAUACUAGUGGUAGGCAUAAGCAAGAAGAGUCACUGUUUGAAGAAAUGUUACAAGUAUCCAAUGCAGUUCAACCAGACAAUAUUAUAUUCGUUAUGGAUGCUACAAUAGGACAAGCUUGUGAGGCACAAGCCAAAGCUUUUAAAGAAAGAGUCAAUGUAGGUUCCAUUAUUAUCACCAAGUUGGAUGGACAUGCCAAAGGUGGUGGUGCUCUAUCAGCAGUUGCAGCCACAAAAAGUCCAGUUAUUUUUGUUGGUACUGGAGAACAUAUAGAUGAUCUUGAACCAUUCAAAACAAAGCCGUUUAUUAGUAAAUUAUUGGGUAUGGGAGAUAUCGAGGGAUUAAUAGACAAAGUUAAUGAGCUGAAUCUUGAUGACAACGAAGAGUUAUUAGAAAAAAUUAAACAUGGUCAAUUUACACUCCGAGACAUGUAUGAACAGUUCCAAAAUAUCAUGAAAAUGGGUCCUUUCUCACAAAUCAUGGGUAUGAUUCCUGGAUUCAGUCAAGACUUUAUGUCAAAAGGAACAGAGCAAGAGUCAAUGGCAAGACUGAAAAAAUUAAUGACUAUGAUGGAUAGUAUGAACGAUGCAGAGUUAGAUAACAGAGAUGGAGCAAAAUUAUUUAGUAAACAGCAAGGUCGAAUAGUAAGAAUAGCUCGCGGAUCUGGCGUUACAGAAAAAGACGUGAAAGAUUUGAUCACACAGUACACAAAGUUUGCUGCUGUUGUCAAGAAAAUGGGUGGAAUCAAAGGUCUCUUCAAGAGUGGGGACAUGACGAAAAAUGUUAAUCCUGCUCAAAUGGCAAAACUUAAUCAGCAAAUGGCAAAAAUGAUGGAUCCUCGGGUACUUCAUCAAAUGGGUGGCAUGUCUGGACUUCAAAACAUGAUGAGGCAAUUACAACAAGGUGCGGCUGGGGGCUUGAGCAAUUUGAUGGGAGGAUUUGGUGGCCAAUCUUGAAGCAAUAACAGUGCUUGAAUUCCAUAACUUCACGUACUGCCAUUUGUUGUACAUACUACAUGUUUACACGAGUUAUUGUAUAUUUUGUACAUUGGGCUUAGAGCCUAUAAGAUAUAUUAACGAAAAAAAAUAAAUAAACCAAUAUAAUGUUUCAUUCAAAUGUGAA
Molecule: messenger RNA, 1687 nt
Organism: Trichogramma pretiosum
Lineage: Eukaryota; Metazoa; Arthropoda; Insecta; Hymenoptera; Trichogrammatidae
Gene: Srp54k
Product: signal recognition particle 54 kDa protein
Exons: 7
Coding region: 1-1521 (506 amino acids)
Biological process (GO): SRP-dependent cotranslational protein targeting to membrane, translocation; SRP-dependent cotranslational protein targeting to membrane
Cellular component (GO): signal recognition particle, endoplasmic reticulum targeting; cytosol
Molecular function (GO): 7S RNA binding; endoplasmic reticulum signal sequence receptor activity; ATP hydrolysis activity
Source: RefSeq, a predicted model, not a curated record